Messenger RNA from Pedinophyceae sp. YPF-701, 1545 nucleotides. Lineage: Eukaryota; Viridiplantae; Chlorophyta; Pedinophyceae. The record is from the annotation of a GenBank genome assembly.
AUGGGCGACCGCACCGCGCUCUUCCGCGCCGCUUUGGCGGCCCUGGAGGCCCGCGGAGUCCGCCCCGUCCGCUUCUCGAGCCUCUACGAGAGCUCCGCUUGGGUCGUCACCGACCAGCCGGACUUCUUGAACGCCGCGGUGCGCGUGGAGACGGAUCGCAGCCCCCACCAGCUGCUGCAAGCCUGCAAGGACGUCGAGGAGACGCUGGGGCGGCUGGAGGGCGAGCGCGUGUGGGGGCCGCGGCCGAUCGACCUCGACAUCAUCCUGUUCGGCGGCCAGAAGAUCGCCGAGGAGCGCAAGGACGCGUGGCUGCAGAUUCCGCACCCAUUGUGGACGGAACGAUCCUUCGUGUGGCGCCCCGUCGCGGACCUCCACGACGAGCGCGACCUCGCGCACGCGACGAGCAUGCCCGUUGAAAAGCGCCUCCUGCUCACCGCGAUCCAGCACGCGCACGAGCGGGCCAGGCGGGCGGACGCGGCGAGUGCACAAGCCCCUGCGCCGCUGGUCGCCGCCGCUGCGCGCGUCGAGGCCGCGGCGGGGCACGGCCACCGCGCGAGCGCGGCCGAGGCCGUCAGCGAGCUGCUCGACGCCGACGGGCUGCACCCGCCGCGGAAGGAGCUGCGGCGGGUGCUUCCAGCGCCGGGCGUGAGGGGGGGCGUGUGGGAGUGGGAGGGGCGCACGCGGAUCAUGGGCGUGCUCAACGCGACGCCCGACAGCUUCAGCGACGGCGGGCUGCACGCGUCCGCGGCCGACGCGGCCGCCGCGGCCACCGACAUGAUCAACAACGGCGCCGACAUCAUCGACAUCGGUGGGCAGUCGACGCGGCCGGGGGCGGAGCGCGUCUCCGCCGAGGAGGAGGCGCAGCGGGUGGUGCCAGCGAUCGCGGCCGUCGCGAAGCUGUGCAGGGAGAGCAACACGCUGCUGUCGGUGGACACGUUUUACGCCAGCGUCGCCAAGGCUGCGGUGGCGGCGGGCGCGAGCUGCGUGAACGACGUAUCGUCCGGUAGCAUCGACCCGGACAUGCUGAAGACCGUGGCGGAGCUCGGGGUGCCGUACGUCGCGAUGCACAUGCGAGGCGGGCCGCAAACGAUGCAGCUGGACGCCAACACAACCUACGCGGUGCCGCCGGGCGGGUCGAUCGCGGACGCAGUCGGCGCGGAGCUGAACGCGCGGUGCGAGGCGGCGGUUGCGGCGGGCAUCGAGCCGUGGCGGAUCGUCCUCGACCCGGGGCUGGGGUUCGCGAAGACCCCGCGGGGGAGUAUUCAGCUGCUGGGGGGGCUCCCGCGGCUGCGGCGGGCGAUGGUCGGCGGGUGCCUGCAGCGCGCGCCGCUGCUGGUUGGCAUGUCGCGGAAGGGGUUCCUGGGCGAGGUGGCGGGGCGGAGAGUGCCGGCGGAGCGCGACUGGGCCACGGCGGGCGCGGCGGCGGCGGCGGUGCGGCUGGGCGCGGACAUCGUGCGCGUGCACAACGUUCCGGGCGUGCGAGACGCCGUCAGGGUCGCGGACGUCCUCCACAGAGGCUUCCCUGCGGACGCGGCCACCGCCUGA